AUAGUAACUAGGAUGUAUACCUACAACACACAUUCUCAUUUAAGUGUCAGAGGUUGAAUUAAAAAAAAAAGAAAAAAAAAACUACCCGACUGUAUUUCCCUUCUUUCUGAUGUGUAAAAAUGUGAAUAUUCUUUAAACCCGUGCCGCUACAAAUAUAAUAUCGUUUUGGAUAUUUUUUUUUCUGCGGUCGGGAUAAUAAAAUCUCUUCGAGAAUUGACCGGUUCAAUAUACAUCUAUAUUUCAUUUAUAUACAAUUCAUUAUUAUCAGUUAUAUUUUCAAAGUCAUUAAGAAUGUCAGGAAAAAAUAAUGUUGAAAAAGUUGACAAUCAUGUCACCAAGCAGUACGAUAUUCUCAAACGACUUGGCAAGGGGGCUUACGGCAUUGUUUGGAAAGCUAUUGAUAAAAAGACGAAGGAAAUAGUAGCGGUAAAAAAAAUUUUCGAUGCCUUUAGAAAUCAAACGGAUGCUCAAAGAACAUUUCGAGAAAUUGUCUUUUUAUUAUCAUUCGCCAAUCAUGAAAACAUUAUUCAAUUAAUUGGUUUACAUAAAGCCAAUAAUGAUCGAGAUAUUUAUUUAGUCUUCGAAUUUAUGGAAACGGAUUUACAUAAUGUGAUAAAAAAAGGAAAUAUUUUACACGAAAUUCAUAAAGUUUUCAUUAUGUAUCAAUUAUUAAAGGCUAUUAAAUAUAUUCAUUCUGGAAAUGUUAUCCAUCGAGAUUUAAAACCAUCCAAUAUAUUAUUAAAUUCACAAUGUCAUUGUAAAAUUGCUGAUUUUGGAUUGGCUCGUUCCGUGACACAAAUCGGUGAAGGUGACGGUGAAACCGGAAGCGAUCCAACCCUAACAGAUUAUGUUGCCACCCGAUGGUACAGAGCUCCUGAAAUAUUGAUCGCUUCGAAAAGGUACACGAAAGGUAUCGACAUGUGGUCUUUAGGAUGUAUUCUUGGUGAAAUGCAGCUUGGAAAACCUCUCUUUCCAGGAUCAUCGACAAUUAAUCAAGUCGAAAGAAUCAUGGCCACUUUACCGCCCCCAACCGAAGAAGAUUUGCUAUCAGUUUGUGCUGGUUAUGGAUCUAAUUUGUUAGACAAAACUCCAACAGGACCGCGUCAAAAUCUCGAGGAUCUUUUGCCUAAUGUUUCUGAAGAUGCCUUAAAUCUUAUUAAUAACUUAAUUGUAUUUAAUCCAAAUUACAGACUCACAGCUGUUAAAGCUUUAGAACAUCCCUAUGUAACAGCGUUUCAUAUUCGUGGCGAAGAGCCUGAAAGAGGUUCAAGUGUAAUUCCCCUUUUGAGAGAUGAUAUACAAUUAUCUGUUGAAGAUUAUCGAAAUCAAUUAUAUGCCAUGAUGGAUGAAAAGCACAAAAAACAUAAAAACAUGUCAAAAUCUAGAAUUAGACGGCUCUCGGAACACAUUAGGAAGGAGACCAGUGUUGGUCAAGGAGAUUCUCUUUCUCAAAAAAAGAGUUUCUAUUCGUCUUGUGAUGACUUGCGAAAACAGAGAAGCAAAAGUGAUGGUUACAAACCAUCAGAUACUGAAAACUUUGCGCGUACUGAGUUGCCUGUAAAAAAGACAAUUGGAUUCGCUUAUUCAAAUAGCUUGGGGCGAAGUAAUAAAAAUCAAAUAACCAGGGACACGAUAGGUGAUAAUAAAAUCAUCCAGAAAAAUGGAAAAAAUGUAGCAGCUCAAUAUGCCUACAAUUUGAUGAGUAGCAAUUUUAAAAAAAUGCCACCUGGUCAAGCAAAAAGUUGUCUUUAUCUAUCACAACAGCAGUCAAUGUCCAAGUCACAACGUUCAAUUCAAUCCGAUCAAAUAGUUUGCAAUAUCGGCAGUAGGUCCAAUGUUGGAGCAUCACAACCAAAAUUACGAAGGGGAGUUAAAUCUCAAAUUGCUCAGAGAACAUCUCAAAAUGUCAAACUUAUAAACAACAAUCAUUAUAGAGUAAUAUUGCCAAAACGAUCUAGUCAUGAACAAUCAAAAAUUCAAACAAAAAUUCCUAAUAAUAUUACUAAACAUUUUAUCACAACAAAUUGUGGUGAUUCAUCACCAAUUAAUUAUUGUGAUUCAACAUCUCAAAAUAAUGUUAUUGAAAGAUAUUUAACACAAAGUUUUCCAACAGCAUUAUUAAAAAAUCGUGUAAAUUCAUAUCAAUUAAGAAAUUUUAGUCAAAAUCCAAUUUAUCUACCUGAUACUGAAAAUAAUCGUCAUAAAAGUGCAAUUACUCGUAGUCAAAAUAUAAAAAAUAAUUUGAGACAUAAUAAUAUUCAAAAACCUUCAACAGCCACUCAAUGCUCAUUAAGAUCAAUGAAUAGUUUCAGUCAAAAUCAUGGUGUAAUUACAGCAUCGGCUUACAGAGAUUUAAAAAGUGGAAAUAUCAGAUGGUAGUUUUUAAAUUUAGCUUCUCAGUAAUUUUUUUUAUAAGAAUUUCGAUAAAAAAAAAAAUUUUUUUUUUUUGAUAAUUUUAUUUAAACUCUUGUAUAUUGUGUAUAAAUAUUUUUACAGAUAUUUAAUAACAUCAACAUUGUCAAUUUAUUUUGAUUUUUUUUUUAUAAUCCAAAUACUAAAUCCUAAAAUUUACUGAGAAACCUAAAUAAUAAUUGAAUAUUUUUAUUUAAAUUCUAUGUCAUUAUAUCAACUCACUCGACAUAAUAUAUCAUUGCCACUUCAUUCACCGACUGAUUAUACAGGUUGAAUUAUUCUUUAAAGUUCCUUCCUCUAUCUAUAAUGUAUGGAGCAUUGCAUUUCUUAACAUAUAUGAUAAAUUUUUGAUAUAUAUUUUAAUUCAAACCAUCAAAAAAAAGAAGAGAGACCAAUGUUUAUAAACGAGAAUUUUUAUAACUUAUUUUUUUUUCACAAAAUCAAAAGAAAUAAAUUUUAACGGAGAAUAAAGUAGAAAAAAUUAAAAAAUAAAAUUCUGUUUGAAAAUUAUAGAAAAAAAAAAAAACCUUUGCUCAGAUUCUUUUUUUUUUCUGACGUUUUUAUUAUAAAAGCAAAAGAAUAGUCUUGUAUUUUUAACAUCAAAAACUUUUCUAUUAUGAGAUAUAAAAAAAUUAAUAUCUAAAAAGUUUCCCUCUAAAGUUUGUGUGUGAAAAAAAAUUUACCAACUUUUCAAUAAGUUUUUCAAGUAAAUGUAAAAAAAAGAAGCACCCAACUUUUUUUUUAUGAUCUCUAUUAUUAAACAGUUGAAAUGAAAUUUUGUAAACUUUUUUUCUUUU
Messenger RNA from Leptopilina boulardi, 3209 nucleotides. Its product is annotated as extracellular signal-regulated kinase 2-like. Bases 292 to 2379 code for a protein of 695 amino acids. The transcript has 11 exons. Gene Ontology annotation, cellular component: nucleus; cytoplasm. NCBI's taxonomy places the organism in Eukaryota, Metazoa, Arthropoda, Insecta, Hymenoptera, Figitidae. Gene Ontology annotation, biological process: intracellular signal transduction; protein phosphorylation. The record is from RefSeq and is a predicted model, not a curated record. Gene Ontology annotation, molecular function: ATP binding; MAP kinase activity.